CCAAUCUGGGCACGUCCCUUCCCCCCAAAGCAAAAAAGAGGUCCCUCCCCACCCACCCUAGGCGAAACCAAUCUAGACCCUGUCGCACGGGGAGGAUAAUCCUAACCUGGCUGCCUUGUCUACACUAGGUAGCCCGACGCUUUCUCGACAUUCACAUCUCCAUCUCACGUCGCCUCAUAUCGUCUCAAACCAUAUUCAUCAUCCGCUGUCCACCAUCCACCCAUCCAACCAUCCAACCCACCACGAGCCACAAAGCCCCAUCUUUGCUUGUUCCUAAUCAAUCGUCCGUUACGCCUUGCUUUCAUUUUCGGCCCCCGCGUCCCUUUUUUAAUUUGAUAGUUCCGUCUUCACCUUGCCAUCCCCCUCCGAGCAUAGAUUUGUCGCGUGCGCGCCCGUCAAUUAGCGCGCCUAUCUUGAGGAAAAAGUGGCAGCGCUUACCCUCCUCAGCCAGGCCGACACCGAAUUAUCUCUUCAACAACAUUUAGAUCUUGCACCAGAUCUUCUGCAGUAUAAUCGUCUGGCUGUCGACGUCGAAUCUGACGUACCGUUGACGAUGGCGGCACAGCCUGUGCCUCAUCCGUCGACGGAUAAGAAACGAGUAAAGGUCUACGAGCUGCGCAAUAAUGACUGGUUCGAUCGGGGUACAGGCUUUUGCACCGCUGCUCUCAAUAUUUCCGAAGAUGGCCACCAAAGAGAUCCACGAGUAAUUGUCGAGUCUGAAGACCAACCGGAUCGCGUAUUGCUGGAGACGAGAAUUUGUAAGGAAGAUGGCUUCCACAAACAGCAGGAAACCCUGAUUGUCUGGACCGAACCUACCAAUGGCGUCGACAUGGCUCUCAGCUUUCAGGAAGCUGAAGGCUGCGCCAUGAUAUGGAAGUUCAUUAAUAGUAUCCAGCAGCAAUAUCAGUCCGUGAAUGCGCCAGACGACAGCCUAUCUGAUGAUCUCGCCAUGGACGGCCUAAACCCGAUUUCUCUCCCCCCGGCUUCCAUGGCAAACCUCGCCGAAAUAGAAUCGCAAAUGCGUGGACUUAGUGGGACGAUAAAUGGCCGCGAUGCUCUCACCAAAUACGUCCUGGCAGAAGAUUAUAUCGGCAAGCUGAUCCCCCUGGUUUCCGACGCGGAGGAUCUCGAAAGCCUCAACGAUUUGCAUCGCCUUUGCAAUAUUAUGAAGAUUAUUAUUCUUCUCAACGAUACUAGCAUUAUAGAGCACGCCGUAUCGGACGAAAGUGUAAUCGGCGUUGUCGGCGCGUUGGAAUAUGAUCCGGAUUUCCCGAGCCACAAGGCCAAUCAUCGGCAAUGGUUGGAAGGGGAGGGCCGCUUUAAGGAGGUUGUGCAAAUCGAGGACAUCCAGAUACUAAAGAAGAUACAUCAAACGUAUCGGCUUCAGUAUUUGAAGGAUGUCGUCCUAGCGCGUAUUCUGGACGAUAACACCUUCUCGGUAUUGAACUCACUUAUCUUCUUCAAUCAGGUCGAUAUCGUACAACAUCUCCAGUCGAAUGCGGCUUUCCUUGCCGAGCUAUUUAAUAUAUUCAAGUCCCCUCAAACCGACCCCAGGCGUAAGAAGGAGGCAGUGCUAUUCAUACAGCAAUGUUGCGCCAUUGCUAAAAACUUACAGCCGCCAGCUCGCCAGACUCUGUACAACAACUUUCUCGCUAAUGGCCUUCUUCAAGUCAUUAACUUUGGCCUGCGACACGGCGAUGUAGCAGUGAGAGUUGGUGCGACUGAUAUUCUGGUGUCUAUGAUCGAUCACGACCCGCAGAUGAUAAGGGCUAUGAUAUACCGGCAGCUUCAAGAGAAACAGCCACCUUUGACGGACUCGCUUAUCGACUUGCUCUUGGUCGAAGUUGAUUUAGGGGUUAAGUCGCAGAUAUCCGAUGCUCUAAAGGUACUGCUUGACCAAGGUCCGCCAGUACAACAGGAGGCGUUUACGAAGGCCAAUGGCGAGUAUGGUGUUCGAGCCGCAUCCAGAAUACCGCCAAGCGCAGACCCGCAGCAGGAUAAUUUUCUCAACACCUUCUACGAGAGGUCAGCCUCGAGACUAUUCCAACCCCUAAUAAACCUAGAGGGUCGAACAAACAUGGAGUUUUCAGUUCAGCAGGCCUCUAUCUUCACAUAUCUUAUCGAAAUUCUCUGUUUCUUCAUCCGUCAACAUCAACACCGCAGCAAAUUCUUCGUCUUGAAUAACGACAUCGUUUCCCGCAUCAGCCAACUUCUGAGUUGCCCGGAGAAAUUCCUAAAACUUAUUGCUAUCCGGUUCCUUCGACAGCUAAUUGGCCUACAAGACGAAUUCUACGUAAAACAUGUGUCAGAAAAGAAGGUUAUCGGUCCAGUCCUCGACGUCCUCAUUGAAACUAUGCCAAGAGACAAUUUACUUAGUUCUGCAUGUUUGGAAUUCUUCGAAUUCGUCAGGAAAGAAAAUGUCAAGGACUUAGUCAAGCAUAUUGUUGAGAACUACCGAGACAAGGUUCAGAGGCUUACCUACAUGGAUCUCUUUAGGACCUUGAUUACGCGAUACGAUCAGACUGGGGGAUUCAGUGCUAAUAUGGACUACUUCAUAGAAGUGGACGACGAGCCGAGAAGACGGGCAAACAUAAUUAACCCUAAGACCGGAGCGUUAAUGGAACACAUUGCUAUGGACCAGGCCGAGGAAGAGUAUUGGAACACGUCUGACGACGAAGAAGACAUGCAGACGAAACCAGGAAAUCGAACGACAUGCACAAAUGGAGAAUCAAACGCAAAACCCCUGGUUGAUUAUGCCUCCGACGAGGAGGGCGAUGAGAACUUGGAUGCCGGGGCGCUCUCGGCUGACGAGGACAGACAAGAUGACGGGUCCAAGAAAACAGAUGAUAAUUCUGGAGAUGUUGCGCCUCCACCAGAACGCCUGUCCGAGAAACGCCGACGCGAAGAAGACGAGGAAGAUGACCUGAGUAAGAUGGUCCAACACAAACGUCGAAAUAGCUCGACCGCUAGUUCCAGCGCGUCGGGCGUAUCCGGAGUUCUUCGCAAGAAGAGGAGUAUCUCGGGUGCCAGGGAAGCGGCAAACGCACCAAGGAAGAUUGCUAUCAGUCUCUCCCCGAACCUAAAGGGCGGUGGCGGGCAGGGCCAAGGCCGAUCAGAUGAGGAGGCAUGAUAAGACCAAUAAUCUACUAUUUUCUUCUCGGGACCCUAUUUACGUACUAGCAUGGUUUGGUUUCGGUACGUCAGUGAUGACAGGAAAGGCGGCCGGCGUUUGGCGAGAGGGAUCUUUUUGACCCUGUGUCUAAUAGGGAUAAAGCCUAGAUACUAGGAGCAAAGGAGAUGAGAGUCUAGGAACGAGGACAGAACUUUGUGGCUCGAGGGUCCUACAGAACCCGGGAUUGGCUUUGUACGUUGUGGUCUCCGAUAACCACAGGCCUGGAGAAUGUCAUGUCACUGUAUUACUAUUUAUGAGCCACCCUGGCGAAAUAGCCCCAGCGUCUGUUGGUACGCGGAACGGGCGGGCGGAGACUGAAAACAGGGAUAGCACAAAUUAAAACAAUGAUUACAAAAAUAU
This is a messenger RNA of Daldinia decipiens, 3532 nucleotides long. RefSeq names its product DUF625-domain-containing protein. The record is from RefSeq and is a predicted model, not a curated record. NCBI's taxonomy places the organism in Eukaryota, Fungi, Ascomycota, Sordariomycetes, Xylariales, Hypoxylaceae. Gene Ontology annotation, cellular component: nucleoplasm; protein phosphatase 4 complex. Gene Ontology annotation, biological process: DNA damage response; protein dephosphorylation. Gene Ontology annotation, molecular function: protein phosphatase activator activity. Bases 554 to 3130 code for a protein of 858 amino acids. The transcript is spliced from 6 exons.